Molecule: messenger RNA, 2355 nt
Organism: Chinchilla lanigera (long-tailed chinchilla)
Lineage: Eukaryota; Metazoa; Chordata; Mammalia; Rodentia; Chinchillidae
Gene: Sh3gl2
Product: SH3-domain GRB2-like 2
Exons: 8
Coding region: 61-1014 (317 amino acids)
Biological process (GO): synaptic vesicle uncoating
Cellular component (GO): glutamatergic synapse; presynapse; cytoplasm
Molecular function (GO): protein binding
Source: RefSeq, a predicted model, not a curated record
AAAGUGAGUGAGAAGGUUGGAGGAGCUGAAGGAACCAAGCUCGAUGAUGACUUCAAAGAGAUGGAGAGGAAAGUGGAUGUUACCAGCAGGGCUGUGAUGGAGAUAAUGACAAAGACAAUCGAAUACCUUCAGCCCAAUCCAGCCUCCAGAGCUAAGCUCAGCAUGAUCAACACGAUGUCAAAAAUCCGUGGCCAGGAGAAGGGGCCGGGCUACCCGCAGGCGGAGGCGCUGCUUGCAGAGGCCAUGCUCAAGUUCGGAAGGGAGCUUGGAGAGGAAUGCAAUUUCGGUCCAGCACUUGGUGAGGUGGGGGAGGCCAUGCGGGAGCUUUCAGAGGUGAAAGACUCGUUGGACAUGGAAGUAAAGCAGAACUUCAUUGACCCCCUUCAGAACCUUCAUGACAAAGAUCUGAGAGAAAUUCAGCAUCAUCUAAAGAAGUUGGAAGGUCGACGCCUGGACUUUGAUUACAAGAAGAAACGACAAGGCAAGAUUCCAGAUGAAGAGCUUCGUCAAGCUCUGGAGAAAUUUGACGAGUCCAAAGAAAUAGCAGAGUCAAGCAUGUUUAAUCUCUUGGAGAUGGACAUUGAACAGGUGAGCCAGCUCUCUGCACUUGUGCAAGCCCAGCUGGAGUACCACAAACAGGCAGUGCAGAUUCUGCAGCAAGUCACUGUCAGACUGGAGGAAAGGAUCAGACAGGCGUCAUCGCAGCCUCGGCGGGAAUACCAGCCGAAACCAAGAAUGAGCCUGGAGUUUCCCGCUGGAGACAGCACUCAGCCCAAUGGGGGUCUCUCGCACACCGGCACCCCCAGACCUGCGGGUGCCCCCAUGGAUCAGCCCUGCUGCCGAGCGCUGUACGACUUUGAACCUGAAAAUGAAGGGGAGCUGGGCUUUAAGGAGGGUGAUAUCAUCACACUCACUAACCAGAUCGAUGAGAACUGGUAUGAGGGGAUGCUUCAUGGCCAGUCGGGCUUCUUCCCCAUCAAUUAUGUAGAGAUUCUGGUUGCCCUGCCCCAUUAGGAUGUUACGCUGGCUGGCUCACCUCCUUCUGACCCAGGUAGCUCAGUUUAACCACUGCUUUGGUAAUGCUGCUUACAACACAUCUUGGGUGCAGGCUGCAGUGGACCAAGUGAUCAAGGCCCACUCUUGUCUUGGGUUGACUUGUGUGCGCCCACUGGAGUCAUGGUGAUGGGCGGUAUCUUCUGAGCCUGGUGAGCAUGGCAUGUGCUUCUGAACACCAUCUGAGACUAGCCAGCGGUCACAGAACUGCUGUUUACAUGGCUCUCAGGAGGCUGUGGUUUUUAGAAUAUGACCAUGAGCCACAUCAUAGAAAAAACAUCCUACUGGAAGAUAUUGUCUAUCACCCAGAGGCCAUAUCAAGAUCGCAAGUUCUCCAUUCACGGAGGAGAAAGUUCUUGCUUUCACAUUGUCCCUUCCCAAAUAUGUGAGUCAGAAUUGUCAAACAAAUCCUCCCUCACCAGCAAAUUUUCUUCUGGUCUAAGUGAGUUAGUCUCUUGAUGCCAGCAAUAGAAAAGUAUUAAUUGUGGAUUGAAAUCAUUCUUGAAAAUAGCACCUUUGUUCAUCCCACUUAUGCCUACUUCUGCGGUACAGCCAGUUUUAUUCGCUCUGUGUUAUUAAAGCUAGAGAUGAGAUUCUCAUUUAUUUCUAAAUAUGACAGCAAUCAGCAUAUGAAAUAGGUUGGAGAGAAGAAGUCCUCCAUGAUGAGGAACUGGGAAGAGAUCUUGUUUCCCAGCUUAAAUUUCUUGCUGUACAGAAGCCAUGUAUAUAUUUAGGUAUUUCUGAAGGUUAAGGGAAGGGAGACAACCAUCUUCUCUUAAGUUUUAUUUAUGAAUUGUGUUUCAUGAAUCUAUUUGGCACAAAGAAAUAAGGAGAAAACACCAGUAACCAGUUUCCCACUACUUCGUAGACCAAGAAACAGUAAAUGUCUUUCACUUUUACCUUGUGUUCCUUGAACAUUGUUUUGUGCAUAUUCUGCCCUCAAUGAGGACCAAAUGAAGAUGAUUUUUGUGCUUAGCAGUUUAAGGUUUGUGGCUGCAAAUACCUUCCCAAUUCAGUUGUUACUUUUUGAUCUGUUCUUUCUAUCCCACCUUCAUUUUGUGUGUACAGUGCUGUGUGUAAGCUUAUCAGUGUUGGGGUUUUUCUAUGUCAUGAAAGUCCUGUUAGGUAUCCAGAGUUCUAUUUAUCUAGCUAUACAGACUCUCCGAGAGGUUUAAUGUGCUGCUUCCAAUGUGCCACCUGCGGUAGUGGAUCAUGUGGAGUAAAAGGCAAAUCUUACUGCUUACUGUAUAGACUCACCAUGGGAAGCAUCGCUGUUUCCAAUAAAUAUUGCUGAGAACAAAA